Xiphias gladius (swordfish) is the source of this 2645-nucleotide messenger RNA. It is a transcript of the gene galnt6, whose product is annotated as UDP-N-acetyl-alpha-D-galactosamine:polypeptide N-acetylgalactosaminyltransferase 6 (GalNAc-T6). The record is from RefSeq and is a predicted model, not a curated record. The transcript has 11 exons. Gene Ontology annotation, cellular component: Golgi apparatus. Bases 259 to 2124 code for a protein of 621 amino acids. Lineage: Eukaryota; Metazoa; Chordata; Actinopteri; Istiophoriformes; Xiphiidae.
UCAACAAAUGGCACCUGUUCGGCUGAGGGGAGAGUCGAAAGACCACGGAAGCGCUGUGUCCUGGUUGGCUCAAAACUGCGGCCCGACCGCCUCAAGGCACCGGGAGCCUCGCAGCGCGCUCGCUUGGCAACUUUCCAGAGAAGUGAAGCAUUAUCGGGUCGACCGGAACAGGUGUCGCGGACAAACUGCGCCCCUAUUUUAAGGUUAAGCGGCGGCGUUUUUGAAGAGCAGCCUUUGGAGCAACACCCUUUCUGAAACAUGCGGCUGUUUCCACGCCGGCGUAUGUCUCCUCUGAAACUGGUCCUCCUUGGGGGGACUCUGUUCAUGGUGGCCCUAGUGGUUCUCCAGAGGGAUGUUGGCUCCUCGCCUGUUGGGGACCCCUGGUUUCAGGAGCUGGUGGACAAGAAGGACAAGGUGAUGGUCAUGGUCCGAGAGGCAGUCAACAACAUUGGUUUCCAGAUCGGAGCUCCGCAGCCACCAUCGGUACAGGAGCAGCCCACCCAGGACUCCAACUGCCCCACUGGCUUCUACACACAGGCUGAACUCAAGCCUCACCUGGCGAGACCCCCGCAGGACCUCAAUGGCCCCGGGGCUGAUGGGAAGGCAUUUCAAAAAGACCAUAUGACCCAAGAGGAGGAGAGGGAGAAGGAGGAGGGUAUGACACGGCACUGUUUCAACCAGUUUGCCAGUGACCGUAUCUCAAUCAGCCGCAGUCUUGGGGAUGACACGAGGCCUCCAGAGUGUGUGGAGAGGAAGUUUCGUCACUGUCCUCCUCUGCCCACCACCAGCGUUAUUAUAGUCUUUCACAAUGAGGCUUGGUCCACCCUCCUCAGGACGGUCUACAGUGUUCUGCACACAUCUCCUGCUAUCCUGCUCAAAGAGAUCAUCUUGGUAGAUGACGCCAGUACUGCAGAGCACCUGAAAAUCCAGCUGGAGGAGUUUGUGCGUCAGCUGAAGAUCGUCCGUGUAGUGAGGCAGCUGGAAAGGAAGGGCCUCAUCACAGCCAGGCUGCUGGGUGCCAGUAUCGCUCAGGGAGAGAUUCUCACCUUUCUCGACGCACACUGUGAGUGUUUCCAUGGUUGGCUAGAGCCCCUGUUAGCCCGCAUUGUUGAAGAACCAACUGCUGUGGUUAGUCCAGAGAUCAGCACCAUUGACCUCAACACCUUUCAGUUCAAUAAGCCUGUGGCCACCAACCGCGCUUUCAACCGAGGUAACUUUGACUGGAGCUUGACUUUUGGCUGGGAGUCAAUCCCCGAGGAUGCGAAAAAACUGCGCAAAGAUGAAACCUACCCUGUAAAAACACCGACUUUUGCCGGAGGUCUCUUCUCAAUCUCAAAGAAGUACUUUGAACACAUUGGAACAUACGAUGACAAGAUGGAGAUCUGGGGUGGUGAAAAUGUUGAGAUGUCAUUUAGGGUGUGGCAGUGUGGGGGUCAGCUAGAGAUCAUCCCUUGUUCUGUGGUGGGCCAUGUCUUCCGCACCAAGAGCCCCCAUACCUUCCCCAAAGGCACAGAGGUCAUCACUCGCAACCAGGUGCGCCUGGCUGAAGUCUGGAUGGAUGACUACAAGAAUAUCUACUAUCGGCGCAACAAGAAUGCUGCAGUUAUGGCCAGUGAGAAUAAAUACGGGGACAUCUCCGAUCGUUUGAAACUAAGAGAGAGGCUGCAGUGCAAGAACUUCACCUGGUACUUAAACACAAUCUACCCAGAGGCCUUUGUUCCAGACUUAACACCAGAAAAAUAUGGAGCUAUUCGAAACUCCGGAUCUCUCACCUGUCUGGAUGUUGGAGAGAGCAACCAGGGAGGUAAACCUCUGAUCAUGUACCAGUGUCACAACAUGGGAGGCAACCAGUACUUUGAAUACACAACUCAUAAGGAGCUGCGUCAUAACAUUGGAAAGCAGCUGUGUCUUCAUGCAACUCCCCAGCCAGAGCAAGUGAAGAUCGAGCUAUGCCAGCUGAAGGGGAAGGGCACCAGUUUGGCACCACAGCAGGAGUGGGUCUUUACCGAGGAAAAUCUUCUGAAGAAUCCCAGCAGUGGGAAAUGUUUACGGCUGAAAGAAGGCCAGAUACAGAUGGACCACUGUGAUGCUGCUGAUGUCUACCAGCGCUGGAGUUUCAGCUGACCUCCCAGUAUGCCCAUCAGGUGACCUCUGGCACUGUGUGCCCCCUUCCUCAGACUCAGCUCUGAGGAGCCAACUCUACAUUCAAGUAGGACUUCAUGGUGUGGAGCUUGGGACAUUUAGCCAUAUUGAGUGGAUAAAGAUGGAGGACAAUGCAAAGGCAGUCACAUCUGAUGAAGACACUCAGCUUAACCUUAACUUGUUUUUACUUUAUUUAUCAUGGAAACUCAGGAAAGACAUUUGAGGGUGGUUGGGGAUAUCCAGAGUGUGGGCUUGGAGAAGUUGCAGCUUGACCAUGGGACUAUGGCUGAACUGUAAUGAUCUUAAUUCAGUGAAUUUACACUCCAACUUGGAAAAUCACUAUUUAGGGACCUUUUUUUUUCUUUUUUAAAUUAUUGGUGAAAUAUGACAAUAUGUGUAAGUUUACUAAAGAGUAAGAGAUGUUUGUUUUGUUUGUUUUUUUUAAUAUAAAUUCUACUUUUUUGUGUCAGAUAAAUGAUUUGUAUUAUAUAAAUGUUAUUUUU